ACCAGAGGGGAAAACCAGUUAGGAGCUGGGACUGCAGGCAGAAGGCAGCUGGAAGGUGGGAGGGGCAGCUGUAGUGAGGGUAUUUGGCCCCGUGGUGAGCUCAGAGCCCAGGGAGGGCAGCAGGGAUGAGCAGGGAGACUGGCCCGACCUUCACCUCAGGUGGCUUUAGAGCUGCUGGGAAUGGGGGUGGCUUGUCCUGCCGCGACAACGCCCGGCUCUGCUGUCACCCAGGGUCACCUGCUGCCCUGUUCCCAUAGCCACCACCUGUGCAGUUCCAGUAACUGCCUCUCAAUGGUGUAGUUACCGUCAUUAACACACCAGAGGCUGAAAGUCCCAGGUGUUGCGAAAGAGGCGCUUUCCGAUGCGCAGAGAAACCCUGAGUCAAAAUACACACGCCCGGGGGCAGCGGAGCACGGGCAUGCCUCGACGAGGGGCUGUGUCUGCAGCAGGGUCAGAACCGGGGGGGCACAGCCCCGGUGCUCCCCACAGGGCUGCAGGAGCCCCGCAGGAGCCAGCCCGAGCCGGGGGAAGCAGCGCUCCCAGGGCGGGGAGGCGGAGAGGGCUGUGCCGCUGCUAAGACACGGGAUAAACACAGCCAGGGCUGGAGUGGGGAUGAGUCAGGCAUCGAUCCGCUUGAGCUCCUCAAAAUUACCCUGCUGUAACCAUUCCCUGCACCAGAAACCCCCGGCUGUGGGAGGGCAGGGGCUGUGAGGCCGUGCCCGGUGGGUUGGCUGGAGCCCAGAGCCCCUUGGGGAGGGUUCAGGUGGGCUCUGUUGGGGUCUGGUCCGUGUUCUCCAGCCGUGGUUGGGCCGUGCCACAGAGCAGCCAUUUGGGAAGCUGUUCCUGCUGCACUGAGCCUGGUCCCUUCCAUGUCCUGCCAGCCCCAGCGAGUUCUUCUCUUGUGCUGCUGCUUCUGGACGCUGCCACCACAGCUUUCUCAACGGUGCUGCUGCUGCUGCCAGGUGUGUGGCUGUGCCAGCGGGAGACUGCAGAGCACCCACAGCCUGCAACUCCUCAGGGAGCUGUGCCAUCCUUGUGCCAGCUCACGCUGCCAGCAGGGAUCCUGCCCACUCCCUGUGGCUGUGCAGGAGUUGAUUCCCAAGUGACGCUCUGGUUUGGGGCUUGGAGAAGGUGAUCAAACAGAGCUUCAGACCAGUGAGCCAGGACUGGUGCCCAGCCCCGCACAGGGAGGCAGCUGUGUCACCAGGAGACGAGGGGACAGGCAGGACGUGCCAGGGCUCUGCAGCAGCAGCCUCCAGCCCGGGGUAACCGAGAGCAGCUCCUGUGGCACAACACCAGGCCAUGGACCCCCAGACAGGACAGGAGCCCAUCAAGGUGAUCGGGGUUGUCCUGGGCAUCGGGCUGGCCCUGCUGGUCCUGGCGAGUUUUGGCUACACCUUCAUCCGGUGGUACCGGCGGGGCCACUCCCGGCACCGGCCUGACUUUGUCUUCAACCUCUACCACUCUCGCGGGCUGGGGUCAGUGGCACUGGAGCUGGUGCCACCGUUCAGCAUCAGCGGCUCGCUGGGCACCUCGGGCAGUGGCUACGAGCCCUUCCACAGCCAGGGGCCGUGAGCCCAGCACCCACAGAAAAAGCAACCAAAACUGGCCAGGGGGAAUUCCUCCAUUUUCACUUCUGUAUGAAACAGCCCCUGAAUGUGUUGGAUUUGCACUGAAAUGGCAACAGCGAGUUCCUGCUGCUAAAAAAGCUUCACAGAAUCACAGAACUCUUGGGGCUGGAUGGGACCUCUGGAGACCACCUGGUCCAACCCCCCCUGCCCAAGGUCACCUGCAGCAGGUGACACAGCAACACACCCAGGUGGGUUUGGAAUGUCUCCAGAGAGGGAAACUCCAUGAAUUCCCUGGUGUCUCCUCCAUCUGCAGUUCUCUCACUGUCCCUCUGCAGCCACGGCUGCACAGGAGGUGCCUGGGCCAGCACUGGAGCAGCCUCCCCUCGCCUGGGAUGGAGAAAGAGGAGGCAGCCUCAUCCCAGGGCUCCCCAACACUGAUCCUGGAGAGAGCAGCCACGUUCCCCACGGCUCAGAGACCUCCCAGCCCCCUGCACACCCAGAGACCUGGCACAGCCUGUUCCAGCUGAGGAGGAGCCCCAGAAAUGGGUGACUGGAUUUGUGCAGCUGUGGAAAACGCCGUGAGGAAACGGGAGAUCUGUCUCAGACCUGCUCCUCUUCCAUGCAAAAUCUGCACCGACAUGGAAGUUGGUUCUCCACACUGCCAGUGCAAGGAAAGGCCUCAGAAAGCCUCUGUGGAGUUCCUCCUGGGCUUUUUGUGCCAAUUGCCUUCGGUCUCAGCAGAACAGGGGCUGUGGGAGUGCCUGGAGCAGCCAUGGGGAGACUCUGUGGCCAUGGAGAGGGGCCCAGCUUGGCCAGAGGGGGCUGGCGAGGCACAGGGAGCUUUGGGACCAUUUCUUUGUGAGUUUCUCCCAGAAGAAAAAGAAAGAAAAACUCACGAGAGCUACGUGGUUGUGUGUAGGGAAACCAGUGAGGACAGAGUGGGAUUUCCAGAGAGUCAGAGGCACCAUCUGUGCUCUCGGGUAUCGAAGCUAAACCCUGUGGUCUGCGGUUUUCUCUGGGCUGAAAGGAGAUCUCUGCCUGCUCCUGGAGAGGGGGAAAUGCCACCUCCCGGGGCCUGGGAGCCCUCGGUGGUGAGCAGGAUCAGGCAGAGCCCUGCACAAAGCAGGAUCCGGCCGUGGGGCCUGACGUCAGCAGCAUUUAAAAGAAAACAAAAAAGCACCACGCUUUUGAUAACUCUGUGUUCCAGAGGAAGCUGAAAAAAAUAAAAAAGAAAGCAAAAAGCCCUAACCCCCAAAAUACAGAGAGGCAGAAGAGAUGGGGCCAGUGGAGGGGCAGGAGGAGGCUCCCAGUGCCCUCCAUGUCCCUGUGGGAUGCAGGGAUGGAACUCACGUGUGAGCAGUGCCACGUGAGGUGCAAGAGAAGGAAACACAGCAAGGGGCAGCCCCCUCCUCCUGCCUGCGCUGGAAAAGCUGAAAAUAA
Prinia subflava (tawny-flanked prinia) is the source of this 3011-nucleotide messenger RNA. RefSeq names its product small integral membrane protein 35 (gene SMIM35). Lineage: Eukaryota; Metazoa; Chordata; Aves; Passeriformes; Cisticolidae. The record is from RefSeq and is a predicted model, not a curated record. The transcript has 8 exons. Bases 1303 to 1575 code for a protein of 90 amino acids.